AUGAAUGAGCAGCCAUCGUUGCGAAAAAUUCGAGUGUUGGAUGGAUCGUUCAGCUCUGAGCUAACAAAUGUCGUGAAUGAUUUCUUUGAAAAGAAAGCGGUGAACAUUUUGAAAGAAGUCGUUGGCAGCUCUUGUCCUGCCAGAAACGUGCGCAUGUGGGGCUCUAUAGGAUCGUAUGCGAUUUGUUUCCGAGGGCAAGCAGCUGAGUAUACAGGAGCCUUUGUAGACGUUCCUCCACCGACCGACAUUGUGAAGGAAAUGACAGUCUAUCAUCAAAAGCAGAUCAAAGCCAUGAAAGAUGCUGGAAUGUUCCAUUUGCUUUUUGAAACAAUAAGCUCGCUGAAGGAAGCACAGGCCAUAUGUGAUGCUUUAGAAAAUCACAGUGAUGUGAAGGCUGUUAUAUCGUUCACCUGCCGUAAAGACGGCUUGUCACUUCGACAUGGAGAAUCGUUUGAGUCAGCCGUGAAAUACAUACUGGGCAAUCCGAAGGUGAGCUCGCAUUCCGACAGAGUAGGGACGUUCCUAAACUGCGACAACGCUCCGUGCGUUUCUGUCCCGAAAGUGGUGCUGGCUCCCUUUUGA
Haemonchus placei is the source of this 582-nucleotide messenger RNA. The record is from the annotation of a GenBank genome assembly. NCBI's taxonomy places the organism in Eukaryota, Metazoa, Nematoda, Chromadorea, Rhabditida, Trichostrongylidae.